This is a messenger RNA of Alligator sinensis (Chinese alligator), 2896 nucleotides long. RefSeq names its product phosphatidylinositol 4-kinase type 2 beta (gene PI4K2B). The record is from RefSeq and is a predicted model, not a curated record. Gene Ontology annotation, biological process: Golgi organization; endosome organization; phosphatidylinositol phosphate biosynthetic process. Lineage: Eukaryota; Metazoa; Chordata; Crocodylia; Alligatoridae. Gene Ontology annotation, cellular component: trans-Golgi network; plasma membrane; lysosomal membrane. Gene Ontology annotation, molecular function: 1-phosphatidylinositol 4-kinase activity. Bases 1 to 1389 code for a protein of 462 amino acids. The transcript is spliced from 11 exons.
AUGAAGUGCGGGAUAAAGGCUCGGCGCCCAGCAGCCGGAACAGGAACAGGGCAGAGUGGUGAGCUGCCCCCAGCGGUGCCGCCUUCCAGCGUCGCUGGCCCUUUAAUUCAGCCCGAGGGGGACGGCGAGGAGGAGCCGCUGCUGGGCGCGACCCCCGCGGGCCGUAGCCGGGGCGCCGGGGCCGCCUGGGACAGGGACGCGCGCUGCGCCGCAGGAAGUACUGCAGAGAUGAAUUCAUUUCUGGAUGAUCCAGAAUUUGCUGAAAUUAUUUUAAAAGCAGAGCAAGCUAUAGAGUGUGCAGUUUUUCCGGAAAGAAUCUCCCAAGGAUCCAGUGGAAGUUACUUUGUGAAGGAUCCAAAGGGGAAAACUAUUGGAGUAUUCAAACCAAAAUCUGAAGAGCCUUAUGGUCAUUUGAAUCCAAAAUGGACCAAAUACUUUCACAAGAUUUGUUGUCCUUGCUGCUUUGGCAGAGGCUGUCUUGUUCCUAAUCAGGGAUACCUUUCAGAAGCUGGUGCCUCUCUUGUGGAUAACAAGUUGGGACUAGGAGUUGUACCAAAAACUAAGGUCGUCUGGCUUGUCAGUGAGACUUUUAACUACAAUGCAAUAGAUCGUGCAAAAUCAAGAGGCAAAAAAUAUGCUUUAGAAAAAGUGCCAAAAGUUGCUAAAAAAUUUCAUCGGAUUGGAUUACCUCCUAAGGUUGGCUCCUUCCAACUGUUUGUUGAGGGAUAUAAGGAAGCUGAGUACUGGCUCAGGAAAUUUGAAACUGAUCCUUUACCUGAGAAUACUAGGAAACAAUUUCAGUCACAGUUUGAGAGAUUGGUUACCUUGGAUUAUGUCAUCAGAAAUACAGACAGGGGCAAUGAUAACUGGUUAGUUAGAUAUGAAAAAGAAGCUGAUGGAAUUGACCUAUCGGAUAAGGAUAUCCAUUGGACUACUAGUAAAGAAUCUAUUAUUAAAAUUGCUGCAAUUGACAAUGGUUUAGCUUUUCCCUUUAAACAUCCUGAUGAGUGGAGAGCAUAUCCAUUUCAUUGGGCUUGGCUUUCUCAAGCAAAAGUUCCUUUCUCCCAAGAGACCAGAGAUUUAAUUCUCCCUCGCAUUUCUGACAUGAACUUUGUACAGGAUCUUUGUGAAGAUCUUUAUGAAUUAUUUAAGACGGAUAAAGGAUUUGACAAGGCUACUUUUGAAAACCAAAUGUCUGUGAUGCGGGGACAGAUUCUGAAUCUUACUCAGGCAUUAAAGGAUGGAAAGAGUCCUCUUCAGCUAGUUCAGAUGCCACGUGUGAUUGUGGAGCAGCGAAGUGGUACUGGAAGCCAAGGCCGAAUUGUUCAUCUGAGUAAUACUUUCACACAGACCUUCCAUAGCAGGAAGCCUUUCUUUACCUCUUGGUAGCAACAGGAAUAUAUGAGCAAAGUAUGUGUCUUCAAUUUAGUAAGUUCUGCGUAAAAGUUCUGAGAUAAUGUAAUUCUACUGUAUACUGAGAGCUCUGACUGCCAAAACCUCAAUACUUAAAUUUUGAAGACUUAAGAAUUGUAUUUUGAAUGUAAUCAAAGUUUACGAUAUUGUGUCAAAAUUGUGAAUCCUUACGUCAGGGAAUGAGGAACUUGUCUAUAUUGUAUUUUUAUAGGCUGAAUUGAUGUAUUCUGCAUAAUACUAAAGGGAAAAAUUACAGUUUACAUAUGCUGAGAGACUACUUUUGCAUACAACAUAGAAAUAGAGCUUUUUGUUAAAUAUAAAUGUGAAAAUGUACACUAUAAACUUCAUUUUUUAUAUAUGCUGUUUAGAAAUGAAGCACAGCUGAUGUUAUCUUUUGAUUGUAAAAAUUCUAUUUCAUGUUUCUACUUCCCGAUGUCAUAAGUUAUUCCAUCAGUUCUCAUAGCCUAGUUAGUUGGAAAAUGUUAAAAUAAAAUGGUCGUGCAUUUAAAAAAAGUGCAUUAGUUUCUAUUCUUGAGACUUGAAAAAGAUGCUCCAAAGGUUUUUAAUUUGGGACCAAAAAGAGAGAGAGAGUGAGCGUAAAAAACAUAGUUUAUUCAGAAUUUAGUUUCAGUGGGAAUUGUGUACACAUGCUGUAGGGUGAAAAUUGGUCCUUAUUCUUCAUAUUAUUUGUACAUUUAAAUAAUUUAUUUAAAAAUCUCAUAUUUCUCUCUAGAUAGGAUCAAAGUUCUUCUGUAAUUCCAUCACAGGAAUAAAACAGUAUAUAGUUUAUUUAAAGAUGAUUGCUUAUGGUAUGGAUAGCCUUGUCAUUCCUGAUAGCUUGAACACUGAAGGGUUAAUCUUUUAAGCCACUCCAUGAUGGAUGUUAGUCAGAUGGUGCCGUUAUUUAUUUUUAACCAGUGAAAACAGAUCAACUGCAAUAACUGGAACUCAGAAACCUGUCAUUAGACUGCUAGCAACACUGUUCAUCUGACACAUUUUAUUUACCUUUUAUAUUGAAGUUGCAGAGUUUAAGAAUCUAGGAUCCUUUUGCAAGUCAGUGACUUAUGUAACGUUUUAUUUCAGUUGUUCUUGAAGGUUAAGAUGGGGAAAAAAUCUUUGUCACUAAAUUGCUGCUUUUAUGAAACCUACAGUAUUUUAGACACUGCUGUAUUUUUUAUAAUUCUAAGCAAUACUAUUGAGAUCUCCCAAUAUCAAGUGCUUGUAUACUAUUUUAUAUAAUCUUGAGUUGAUGUAAAUAUCAAUGUAGUGUGUCAGAAAUUCAGUUGACUUACUAAAAUGUCUAAGCCUUAAAUAUAAAACUACUGUACUGUGGGAUUUUAAAAUAAGACUGAAACAGCCACCUUUAUAAACAUUUCCAUGGUUUUGUUUUAUCUAAAAAAAAAAAAAACCAAAACAGUUCUUAAAUUAUAAAGAAUGUUUAAGGUAGGGGACAAGGCUACUUUAAACAAUAAAUUUGAAAUGG